Messenger RNA from Gigantopelta aegis, 933 nucleotides. RefSeq lists its product as uncharacterized. Lineage: Eukaryota; Metazoa; Mollusca; Gastropoda; Neomphalida; Peltospiridae. The coding region runs from base 25 to 819 and encodes 264 amino acids. The transcript is spliced from 2 exons. The record is from RefSeq and is a predicted model, not a curated record.
GAUAACAGGUGGAUGUGACGAGACAUGGAAUCGUUCUGUGUUCUCUUGUUGGUGGUGUUUUGUCAUCUUGCGUGUCCAAGGCCACUGUUACGUGAUGCACCCGCAAAACAAGAUGUCAUAAAUAGCGAGGACCACAAUAGAGUAUGUAUUGAUUUCCGGUGCAUCUUGAACUCUAUUCUUCAGACAAAACAAUACGCUAACAGGGACGUCGAAUCCAGACAGAAACUUAACCAUAACGUCGAGAUUUCUAAUCCCAUGAAAGCAUACAGUAAAGCACCAUAUCAACAUAGACUGAUCAAAAGAAGCAUCGAUGAAGAUGAGAUGAGGAUUCAUGUUCACGAUGUACAUCAUUUUAUGAACCACAAAUCUGCCAAAUCAAAUCUAAAUGAUGAACAUUCGUUUGAUAAUGUCAAGGUUGGGAAACAAACGGAUGCGUCAAGUUCUGGCAUACUCGACGUAGGUAAUUCUAAACCAAUAAAGACGAGCCACCAUAAUUCUGAUGACACGGAAAGUGACGACGACCAAGGACCCCUGUAUAUAUCCAUGGCUGGCCUGCUAGGACGGGCAAGGCGUUACUGUGUAAGGAAAAUAGCCAGACUGAUGACGAUGUACCCGCAACUGAUAAAAUACCCGAUCCCUCGCGCAGCGGGACCGUCCCACUUGAGAGAGGACCCAAUAUCAAUCGCUGACAAACUGAGGGACGUGUCCAAACUGACUCUCAGCGAGCUGCUUCAUCUGCUGCACGCAAUGCAGCAUCAUGUCAGACCGACGCCAUCGGCUGGUAUUAGUCUGCACAAUAUAUGCUGCGACAUUGGCUGAUUUCAACUAAAGACUAAUGAAUUUAAAGGCAUACUGUCACGGAUUUAAGGACCUUAUUUCUCUAAAAAUGAAUAAUAAAUAAAAAAUUACAUUAAUUGUUGGAAACGAAAUCUA